Molecule: messenger RNA, 9968 nt
Organism: Paramuricea clavata
Lineage: Eukaryota; Metazoa; Cnidaria; Anthozoa; Malacalcyonacea; Plexauridae
Source: the annotation of a GenBank genome assembly
CUGGUCGGAACAAUGAUCGUUUAUGACGGAUUUCAACAAUGCAUGCAGAAUCGCAAAUGUUGCGGUGUAACACAGGAAUUCUGUGGCAAAAUUUGUUUUGGUUGGGACCUGUUGUGGUGUGAUUCAUUGAUGCUCUCCGGCGUAAACAAAUUGCUGUUGCUGGGCGCUGAAAAACAAACUUCGCCGCCAUGACCUUUUUCCAUGUUUUCAAAAUACGCUCCAUUUGAACCAAUGAAAUUUGGGGAGCCCUCUGCAACACUGGGCGUCCAUCGCUACCUUUGCUCAGAUGAGCUUGGCGUCUUUGUGAUGUUUAUGUCGAGCGAAGCUUCGCGUCUUCAAUGUAUUGUGUCUAGUCGGCUGGUCCGCUUCUGAGUCCUUGUGGAAUUCCGUCAUCUUUAUUCGUGUGCCUUCAGUUUUGUUCCCCCAAGCGACGCCGUGUACUCAAAGGUUCAGCGCUUGCUAGGGACCAAACGGCCCUUGUCGGUUCCUCCGGAGGAAUUACUCGCUGAAUUCGACUCGGAAUUCGGAGAAGCUGAAAAUAUGGCUGAUCCAUCGCAGUUACAGCAACUACAGUUAAAUCAAGGAAUGCAAGGCCAAAUGAUGGCUGGAAGUCCAACACAAAUGCAAGGGGUAAGUCUGUGCAUUUAUACACUUCGUUGUAAAAUAUUAACAUAGCCAAGGAAUUUUGCUGGAAUCAUUUCUAUAAUUCACAUAGCAUAUCGCUACUUUAUUCUUCAAUUGCAUUACGCAAAUUGUAUUUGAGAUAGACUUUCAGAAUUUCAAAGGAGAAAUCCUUAUCAAUCCUAAGCUUGCUUAUAUAUUACAUACUGUUUCAUUUCCAUAGUCAAGGUAUCUAUUUGAGAUAGGAUAUAUAAAGAAUUGAUUUUGAUAGCAAUGAAAUAUACUUGAUAGACUUAUUAACAGAGAUUAAAAUGCAGUCAAUUAAUAUGAGAAAAUGUAGUCAGAUUUACUAGUAUAAAAUUGUUAUAUAUAUGUGUAUGUUUAUAGCUAAUGUUGAAGCCGUGCAUCAUGCUUACACCUGUGUUUUACCCCAAAUGUUUAAGCUUUACAUCAGGCUGCUUGUAAUAAAGUAAGAUUAAAACGAAAGACCAAAGAAAACUUUUUAAAAUCUGUUCAUAUUUGAGCAAUAUCUUUUAAUAUUCUACAAAAGGUCAGACAUUUAAAAAUGAGGUAAAUGAGUCAACUGUUGAUUUUUAAACUCAAUUUAAGUAACGAUAUUUCCGAAAAUCGUUCAUUUUACAAGUGGACGGUGCUGAAAUUAUAGUCAAAAUGAAAGUAAUGGAAGUUUUAAUAGAAUUGUUUCCAUGGGAACAGGCAAACAUUGAAGAUUCAAGGAGGACACUCGCUUGAUUUGUACAAAAUGCUUAUAGCAGCUAAAAUAUUUGGCUUGCAACAAUGUACACAAUAGACAGUUUUACUUGUAAAUCAUCAAGAUACGUUAUAAAAACUUAUACACAUGCAUGCUCAUAUAUAAAAAGUUGUAUUUUCUGACUCUCAACUGUUUGCGGAAAUCGAAAACGGGCACUCUUUAAUUAGACUUUACGCAAACGUAGAAAAUUUAUUGGCCAAGUUUAUAAAACCAGCUAGUACCAAUAUUUGCACAGUUUACUGUGGCGUUCUUUCUAGUGCGUAGGCGGUGUGUAUAUAUACCUGUACAUUAUUUAUUUUUCGCCUUUGAAUAAACUAACUUUAAGCGUUGGAGGCGCGUAGGCGGUUUUUUGAUACAGUACCAUAAUUUUGUGGGGAACAAAAUAAUUGACAUUUAGCUUGGUGGUGUCGGUUGUAUAGAACUCUUAACUAUUUUUUAGCUACUAUUUUGUGGUUGAAGUAGUGGUUAAUUCUAAAAUACGCGAUUUUGAUUGAUUUCGCACUAACUGUAGUUAAUUUAACUGUCUUUUUGUACAACAUGCCCCUGAAAAUUUGCUAUAAAAUUUUCGUUUUUGUGUAAUACUAUUUUAAGUCUUUUAAGAUUCUAACCUAGAAUCCUUAGUUACUGAGAACUGUUUACAUAAAUAAAACAUGUGACAUAUACACCAUAGCAACAGUUUUUAAGCACAUUGUUUUGUUCUGUUUAUUUCAACGUUGUUAUGGCUUGCGGAAAUUUCAACGCAAAAUAUUUAAAUAUGUGCCAAGUAGUUAAUGCUAUGUAUGCAAAAUUCCUUUAUGCUAUAUGCUCCUAAGAUUUCACUAGUCUCAACAAGUCUGAUAUCGUCUGCUUGUAACAAGUUGUUAACAAAUUUGGUGUAUCGAAAUAGUAUAUCCAUACUAUUUCGAUACUAUGUCCAUAGUAUGAAAAUAUACAAUUAUUAUGGAAAGUCAAAAUCCAUUCUAUUUCCAAUAAAGAUACAUACAAUUUCCAUUCUAUGACCUUCUAUGGAUUUUCAAUAUUUUUUCCAGUGUUAAAUAUACAAAUGUUGUAAAAACUAACCUCUGUACAAAUAUUGAAAAUGCAGAAUAAGCAGUAACUGAAAUCAGACCAACAUUACACUAAAUACUUUGAUAGACAUUGUUUUGCAGCCAGCGAUUGAGGCAAGUUGCAAACGACCUACUUUAUUCUCAGAGUUUGCGAUUAACAACGUCGCGUUAUAUAAUUUACUGCUUACUGUUGAAGCCAUAUUUCAACGUGAUACUCAAAUUUCGAAGGAAGUAGAUUGAGUAAUAAGAUGUAGAUGUGUGUAGUAAUGUUAUGAGUAGUAUAGUAAUGUCUGCUUGUUUUUCUUUAUAGCAAAUGCCCAUGCAGCAAUUAUCUCCUGGUCAGAUGAGUGGAGGUGGUAGUCCAGGUUUUGGUGGCCAGUUGUCACCAGGUGGUAGUGUAGGUGGUCAGAUGAUGGUAGGUGGUCAGAUGUCACCGGGAGCUGGUGGUCAGAUGAUGGUAGGUGGUCAGAUGUCACCAGGGGCUGGUGGUCAGAUGAUGGUAGGUGGUCAGAUGUCACCAGGAGCUGGUGGUCAGAUGUUAGGCCAGAGCCCAACAGGGCAAUUUUCUGGUGGGGCUCAAAUGAUGAGCCCGCAAAUGAUGAGCCCACAGAUGAUGGGCGGUAGUCCAACCAGUCCCAUGGGAGGUGGGAUGUUGGCAGUCAGUCCCACGCAACAAAUGCCUGGUGGUCAGUUGGCUGCAAGCCCAACUGGUGUUCAAAUGUCCCCAACUGGAAUGGUUCCUGGUGGUAUGGUACCAGAUGUUUCACAGGUUAGUAUGGUUGGUCAGGGUAGUAUUGUAAGCCAGGGUAGUGUUGGUAUGAUAAGCCAGGGUAAUGUAGGUAUGGUUAACCAAAGUGGUAUGAACAUGGUGAGCCAGGGUGGUGCGAGUAUGGUAAGCCAGAGUGAUAUGGGUAUGGUAAGCCAGGGUAGUGUUGGUAUGAUGAACCAGGGUAAUGGAGGUGUGGUUAACCAAAGUGGUAUGAACAUGGUUAGCCAGGGUGGUGCGAGUAUGGUAAGCCAGAGUGAUAUGGGUAUGGUAAGCCAGGGUAGUGUUGGUAUGAUGAACCAGGGUAAUGGAGGUAUGGUUAACCAAAGUGGUAUGAGCAUGGUUAACCAGAGUGGUGCAAGCAUGGUAAGCCAAAGUGAUAUGGGUAUGGUUUCCCAGAGCGGUGUUGGUAUGGUUAGUCAGGGUGGUAUGGGUAUGAUGAAUCAGGGAAUUAGCCAGGGUCAAGUUGGUAUGGUUAACCAAGGCAUGGUAGAUCAGACGAUGGUAGCCCAGAGUGAAGCUAGUAUGGUUAGUCAGACGAUGGUCAGUGAAGCCAAUAUGGUGAGCCAGAGUCAAUUUGGUAUGGUAAGCCAGAAUCAAGUUGGUAUGAUGAGCCAAGGCAUGGUAGAUCAGACCAUGGUAGCCCAGAGUGAAGCUAGUAUGGUUAGUCAGACGAUGGUUAGUGAUGCCAAUAUGGUGGGCCAGAGUCAAUUUGGUAUGGUAAGCCAGAAUGAAGUUGGUAUGGUGAACCAAGGCAUGGUAGAUCAGACUAACAUGGUAUUUCAAGGUGAGGCUAGUAUGGUUAGUCAAAGUAUGGUUAGUGAUUCCAGUAUGGUUAGCCAGACUCAGAUUGGUAUGGUUAGUCAAGGUAUGGUAGAUCAAACUAGUAUGAUUAGUCAGUCUAUGGUUAGUGAUUCGAGCAUGGUUAGCCAAGUUGGUAUGGUAAGCCAGAGGGAGGUUGGUAUGGUGACACAAGGGGUGGUACAGGAUGGUAUGGUGAGUGAAUGUAUGGUCAGUGAUGUUGGUAUGGUAGCGCAAAUCAGCGAGUGUGGUAUGACUUCGACAAACAUCGACUCAACGACGAUCCAAACGAUACCAACAAUUAUGGUUGAAUCUCCGCAGAAUAUCGCCGACCCUGGAAUGCAAGUGAUAGGCACAAUGAACCAGCCGCUAGACACGACCAUGCAAGUGAUAGGCACAAUGGACCAGCCGCUAGACACUGGAGUUACUAUGGAUGUUGUGGGUACAGUACCCAUGGUGGAUUACCCUGAUGGUAGUACAAUGCAAGUCAUUGGUACAAUUAGUCCCGCUCCCCCACCAGAUCCCUCUGUGUGUGUUUACCCCGUCUCCCCCGGGCCUACAGCUGUAAGCCCCGUGCCACCGUCAGACCCCUCGGUGUGUGGUUACCCAGUCUCACCAGAUCCUGGUUAUAGUAUGGACACCAUUGGUAUGGUCCCUGGGGACUGUGCUAUUUGUGUUUCAAAAUCCAAUGAAAUUCAAGAAUUAGAAACGCAAAUAACCACUUUGAAACACGACUUCGAAAUCGAGCGCACAGAGGUAGGCAUACUGUUGAAAAUAUGCGUUUCUGACUAACAUGUUUUAUCGGGCUCGUACUUGCUUACUUUUUCUCCACUUGGCAUGGAAAACAUCUUGUCAUUCAAUAGCUAAAAGCCUGAUCUUUCCGAAUAUGAAAAACAGUUGUUCGUACGCCGAGUACUUCACGUACAAUAGCGUGCUGAAGUUCGAUUACCUUAUUUUAUACACCCCGUACAUAUUUUUGCUUGAAAUUUUCAAAUGCAAAAUCCAACUACAUUUAGUACUAUCAAGCGAGAUGCUCAAAAUCAGAGGUACAUAUAUUCUAUGUUUAUUAUUUAUUCUCGGCAAGAUUUCUCAAUUAUCUAUAUUUUGUUUUACAAACAUGAUAUUUGCUGUGGGGACAUUAUUCUCGUUUGUUCAGGACUUAUCCAUUUAAGCCAUUUUAGUGAGGGGGGGGGGUGGUACCGAACAGAAAAUGGUUGGGUAAACGAAUUUUGAGUGAGUAAAAGUUUGGGCUAAUUUAAAACAAAACAACUCUAGGGUUGGGUAAUAAAAAUUCAUUGUCAUUUCCAAAGCAUGUCUCACUCAAGUAUUGAAGAUUAAAAAUCGAAACUCAAUCGGAGUCACUAUCUUGAUCAUUUUGCAAUUUGUCAGGAGGCAAAUGGUGUCUCCAAAGAAAGUACAUGUGCAGACAACAUGAAACUUUGGACUGCAGAAAAUAGCACAAGCAGUUAUCAAACUCAUGUCACAGAAGUGGUAAAGGACAUGUGUGACAACUGAAUGGUAUUGUUUGUAACGUUUUUGGCCUGGGGUGGGUAUUUAUUUUUUAAUUGAUAUUUGAGGUUGGGUUAAAAAAAUUGGACUUUUUAAUGGUUGGAUCAGUAAUAUUUUUUCAAAGAAAAACAUUUCUCUUCGGUGCUACCUCCCACCAUAAAUAAUGACCGGUUCCUAAAGGAUCAUAUUUGCCAACGUUUGACAGGUGGAGACACGCUAUAUAAAACAAAUGAAAGAUAUCGAAGUACGUUGCGAAGAAGAGAAGGAUGACAUUCGUUCUGACGCUCAGAGAGAAGAAGAUAAUUAUGAAAGAAAACUGAAAGAAGAACGGUCCAAGUUAAAUGAAGUUCAGUUGAAGCUCAGUCUACUCCAAGCUGAGAUUGAUAAUAAUGAGAAGUCUGGCAAGAGGCAGGAAAAUGAGAUGGAUGAAUUAGAAGAUAAAUUUAGAAAGGUAAUUAAGAUCUUAAUUAGCAAUUAAUAAAUUGGAAGGUUAAUUAAGAAAGCAAAGAGUCUUUGUAAUUGGAAAUUGUUUACCUUCUGUUAUGAAACCAAUAAAUUAUCUCCACAGUUAACUUUGAAAUGGCAAAGGCCAAAUUAUUUUAUAGUGGAGUGCGGUUCAAUUCAUUGCCGAUUGAAAUGAAAGAUAUUACAAAUAUUCCCUUAUAAACUCCUUUAAAAAUAAAUUUUUCAACGUUCUGGUUGACUUAAAUACCUUUUUUCACCAGGCAAAGACCGAAAGAGACCAAUUUGAUGAACUGAACCGCAGAUUGAAGAUGGAGCUCCAACGUGUUCAACAACAGACGUAUUCUGACCGAGGUUUGAUCAAACAGCUUCAGGACAAGCUUUCCCAAGCUGACAACACUGAAAGAGAAUGGGUUACGAAAUAUAACAGAGAGAAAGAUAAAGUCGUUGAACAUUGCGAGAAGAUCACCGUUAUUGAAAAUACUGUGACAAGUCUGGAAAAACAAACCAGAGAUUAUGUUAUUGAAAUUGAGGUAUGGAUGGUUGUAGAUUUCUAUACAGCCAUAUACAAAAUGUCGUAUAAUGAAAAUUGAAAAGUGUGAUUUGAAAAUGGGACUUGAUCGUAAGCUUUUUCAGAACUUGAUUUCAGAGGCUCCACCUCUUAUAGAUUUGAAGUCUGUUUUGAUGAUGAUGAUGAGAUUUAUUGAUCAUCCCCAAACAAGGGGCUUUUCAGAAUCAAUUAUAUAAUUACAAAUUUAGUUACAUUACAAUGAUAAUAACCUAAACAGAAACCUAUAUAAAAUAGUAUAUUAUAUUAUUAUGUACUAAAACUAGACUGUCACAUAUUUAAAAAUUUCCUUAGUAAAAUCGUUUUCAGUUCGGUUUUAAAACUACUAAUUGUUCUACUUGAUUUAAGAUUAGAUGGCAGCUCGUUCCAGAGUUUAGUUAUACGAUAUUGGAUUUUUUUUGUCCUGUUGCACUAGUGAAAAGAGGAAUGUUAAGUUGACGAGAUUGCUUGGUUAUUCUUCCGCUUACUGCUCCUAAUCAAAUAUUUUUCAUUCUUCAAAUCUCUAAAAAAUAUUUGAUUAACUACGGUUGAAAUUAUGAAUACAUGGCCACGAUACAAUGUUUUCUGUUUUUUCUACCUUUGGGAAACACGGCCAAACAGCAGUAUUUCCUUGUUCGCCCAGGCUUAAUGAUUUAUUUUUCUUUUGCAGAAUUUGAACAGCAGACUGAAGAAAGAAAAGAACGAAUGCGAAGAACUCCGUGCCAUGUUAGGCGAAGAAUCAAAGGACGACGAAAAACAGAACAAACUCGUCAAGGAACUUCAACGCAAAAUAAAAGACCUUCACAUUUCCAUCGAAGACUUGGAAAACAAAUGGCGAUUGGAGAAAGACAAAGUUUACAAACUUAACACAGACAUUUACCAAAUCACAGCCGAGAAAACAAAGUUCCAGAAACUUUCUAAAGGCCUUCGCGAAGAUGUGGACGACUUGACCUCGAAAUACUCACGAGAAAAGACCGAGGUCGAACGUCUCGAGGAAGAACUCGCGAAGCUCCGACGUGAACACACCGACUCUAAGAAUGUGAUGGAUGUUGAUUCGAUAGUGGUUAGUUUUGAGGAGAAGAUUCGACGUUUGACUGCAGAGUGUGAUAGCUAUGAAGAGAAAUAUAAGUACGAGAAACGCGAAAAGGCGGAAUUCGAGGAUAAGUUCCAUCGCAUCAAGAGCGAGGUGAGUUUGAACGAUGCAAGUUUAUAAGAAACCGCAACGUUUUGUCAUUCUGAUUGACGUUUUGCUAACUUAAAACUAAUCUGGUUCCCUGCACUUGAUGUAAAUAAUGUGGCCUGUUAAGUUUGCUAUAUGAAUACUCUUUUCCACAUCCAUUUCCAACGAUUCAUUUAUUUUCAUCGUUUGUCUUCUUAUUGUGUCAUGUAGAGAGUACCCUUGUAAUGUUCGUGUUAUGUUUUGUAAUAGUGUAUUGUAAAUUUGCAUUCAUGUACACGCCCUUUAUGGAAAUGAGCUGAUAGUUGUUGAGGCUAGCGUGUUUAAAUACAGUCCGUAUGUCUGUAUAUAUAUGUAUACAAUGAGUGCCCCAUUUCGCUUUACAAAAUAUUUAUCACUAAUUUGGGUGUUGGAUAACCAAAAAGAUUAGUUCUUAAAGUAAUUCUGAGUGUCCAAUCUUGUAAACAGCGUUAUAGAGGUGUAAUUAAAUAAUCCUACAGCAAGUCUUCAUCAUUUUCCCCACAGGUCACAGAUAUACAAGAAAAGUACAGACGUGUAGACGUGGAAAGAGACACGUACAUUCGAAAAUGUCGGGAAAUCACGGAAAGCUACGAACAGAAAGUCCGAGUGUUACAACAACAGAUCUCAGAACUUCGUACCCAGCCCACUCGGCCAGUUCAACCUAUCCAGCAGCCCGUACCAGUCCCCCAACCCGCCAUAAUACCCUACGCGACCGCUCCUUGUUAUGUGGACACAAUGAACGAAUUGGGAAUAAGCAUUGAGAAAUAUAACGAGAUGAAGCAUCAGAGAGACUCCAUUGAACAGAGGUAAAGAAAUGAAUUCAUUUUGAACAUAGGUUGUUACAGAUUUGCAAACAUGUUGUAGCAAGGUUGUUGUCAAACUGUUAUCAGGAUGUGUUCGCACUGCUUGUUCCCAGUUGUUGUGACAAGUCUGAAAUAAGUUGUUAUCACCUUGUUACAAGGUUGACGACGGUGACAGACUUGCUUACAAGUUGUUCCAACAAGACUAAUACAGGCUGUUCGUAACAAGUUGCUACGAAGAUGUUGUCAUGAACUUGUUAACAAUUUGUUACGUGUAAACAUAACCUUCCCCUAUCCUAUGAUGUUCAAUUAUAUUUUUUCUUAGGUACAAUGCGUUGGUCGAUCUUCUUGCCAAAUACGAAGACGACGUUCAAAAACUGGAAAAAGAAAAUAAAGAUUUCCGCCUGAGCGUCACGGAUGUGGACUAUACCUCCAUCAACAUCACGAAACAAGAGAGCGCUUCGUACUCACACAUCGAUUUUAGAAGAAUUGUCGAUGAGAAAGACUACUUUGAAGGUUUGUGUUAUUGACUGAUUCAAGAAUACAUUGAUUAUAUGUGAAGGAUUCCUUGACUGGCUCAAUUAUCCAAAGAUUUUUUGAUUGUGUAUUUGAUUCACUGACCGCUUUUCAGCAUAUAUUCAUAACACAACAUAUUUCCGUGGUUUGUGUCUGAACUACCUGAAAAAGAUAUCUCAAACGUGGUGGUCCAGUGUAAGUAGUAUUCUACAAUAAGCUGCCGUGAUUUGUGUCUGGACUACCUGAAAAAGAUAUCUCAAACGUGGUGGUCCAGUGUAGGUAGUAUUUUAUAAUAAAUUCCCCUGGUUUGUGACUGAUCUACUUCAAAAAGAUUAAAAACACUUUGACAGCUUAUCGUAGAAUACCACUUCUCGAUAAACGGUCAACAUUAUAAUACGAAAAACGGUUAAUGUUCGAAUGUAAGCUACCGUGUUUGGUUUUUGGUUAAAAAAGAUUGAAACCUUUGACGCUUUCAUGAAGGCCCAUCUAAAUCCAACUGUUCUUUUUCUUCAUUCAGGUCGCUACAAGAAAGAGAAAGCAGAACGCGAGAACGCGGAAAAGAAACUUCGCGAUUUGAGAAAUGCCAAGGAAGAUCUGGAAGACAAACUGAACGAUAUCGCGCGAGUGAUCACGAAGUACGAACAAGACACGAGAGUGCUCCAAAACGAGAACGAUCAACUCCGACGUCAGCUCCAAGACCUUAUGAUGAAUGGAAAUUUCCAGAAGAACAUCUCGGUUGAGUACAAUGUGGGUAAACGACCAAGAAGUGAUUCGAAUAAGUCACUGGAUAAAUAUAAACACGAGAUUGAUGAGCUGCAUAAGGAAAAUGAAGAGUUUAAACAAUUGCUUGAUUCGUUGGAUAACAAAGAUGGCGGGAAAGGUGAUAAAGAUGAUGGCAGGAAUAAUACUGGUAAGAUAUCAGGUUUUAGUUGA